Aspergillus chevalieri is the source of this 942-nucleotide messenger RNA. RefSeq lists its product as uncharacterized. Bases 1 to 942 code for a protein of 313 amino acids. The record is from RefSeq and is a predicted model, not a curated record. The transcript has a single exon. NCBI's taxonomy places the organism in Eukaryota, Fungi, Ascomycota, Eurotiomycetes, Eurotiales, Aspergillaceae.
AUGACCAGCCUGCUGGACAUGUUUGAUACUGGCAUGGCUCAGUCUUAUUUUUCCAAACUUAUAUCAAUCGAUCUUGAGCUUGUCUGUGUGGAUGCGGAUCCGGCUAUGGAGGUCAUAUACUCUGACAGAAUAUUACCUUUACUGACUCUCCCCCGUCUGCAACACUUUUGGGUGAAUCGCUGCCUUGGUGAUAGUGCCUACCACCCCGAAGAGGGUAUUCCCCCAAAGACUAUGAACUUCUCAUCUAUUUCGCUUGUGCACAGCUGCCUGGACUGUAUGACAUUGACCGAGAUAAUACUGGCUUCUAAGAGGCUAAAAGUCUUCACGUACUCGGUCAGCGUCGAUAUCAUUGAGAAUCUAGAGAACACAGAUCCCAUAAACACCGAGGAACUCAUUGAAGCUUUAUCUUGUCACGCAGAAACUCUGAACGAAGCGCACAUCUCAAUGAAGGAACGCUCCCGGGCCCGAGCAGAAUCAGUUGAACGCCCUACUACGUUUGAAUCUUUCCUCCCUUUGAGAAAUCUCCGGUACCUAGACAUCGAGCAGGCCGCUAUAAUAGAUGCGCCAGAAUUGCCUGAGUCAUUAAAGAUGCUGCGGAUUAAGACCUGCAAUCGUCCCAUCUUCGAGCUAGCAGAGUUCCUGGUCAAAGAAAGCAGAGGGCGUCUCUGUAGCCUUGUAGCUGUCAAGGUCGCGCCACGAUCCAGGCCGUGCACUGGGAUGUUGGGUAUGGAGGAGUCAGCAUUCACGGAGGAGUCUCUUCUCGACGGAAGAGUGUUUACAGAAGAGCCGUCCAAAUUGGCCGAGUUUAGAGAACAGGUCCAAAGAUUGGAGACAAUUAUCCAUGGUGCUAAUUUCAAAUUGUAUGUGGAGUGCGUGUCCUACAUGUUUAUGUCGAAGCGACGUGAUAUUCCGAGGGCGUACAGCGGGACUUUUUUGACUUAA